Megalops cyprinoides (Indo-Pacific tarpon) is the source of this 2264-nucleotide messenger RNA. RefSeq lists its product as uncharacterized. Gene Ontology annotation, molecular function: protein binding; RNA binding. Gene Ontology annotation, cellular component: cytoplasm; nucleus. Bases 187 to 2052 code for a protein of 621 amino acids. The record is from RefSeq and is a predicted model, not a curated record. Gene Ontology annotation, biological process: poly(A)+ mRNA export from nucleus. Lineage: Eukaryota; Metazoa; Chordata; Actinopteri; Elopiformes; Megalopidae. The transcript has 21 exons.
ACCACACUAUCAACACAGAGGCCGAGGAGGCAUAGUCACUAGUCGUUACUUAUGAAACAAACGGGAAAGAUUAUUGUAAUUUAAUCAGAUAAGGGAAUACUUGUACUAUUAGAGAUAUAACCGCAACGCCCAAUCCGCCCGCGUUCGAUUUCUGUUUUUUAACCUGGUAGUGUUUGUGUCCAGAAUAUGGCGACGGCAGACGAUGCCCGCUACUACAACGAACACGAUGACAGGGUCGGGGGCCCUCAGUUCCGCAGCCGGAAAGGGCGGGGCCCUUUCAGGGGGCGCAUGUACAGUGAGCAGCCCCUGCGGCAGCGACACCGCACGGGUCCUGGAGGGGGGGGGCCUGGGCCCCGGGCCCGGUUCGAGGAUGAAGAUGGCGAUGUGGCGAUGAACGAUGGGAACUCCCAGGAUGGAAGCACACAGCGCAGAUUUAACCCGUACGGGCGGCCAAAUCGAAGGGGGGAUGGGCGCUUUGACCGUGAAAGAAGAGGAGGUGGUGGUGGAGGCAGCCGGAUAGGAGGAGGAGGCGGCGGCCGCAAGAGCUGGUUCAAGAUGACGAUUCCCCAUGGAAAGAAAUACGACAAGAAAUGGUUGCUGACCGCCCUGCAGAACCUGUGCUCUGUGCCCUUCACUCCCAUACAGUAUCACACGGAGGGCAACCGGGUGCAGUUCUUCAUUGACGAUGGCACAACCGCCAAUGCCCUGAGCAAAGUGUCACGCAAGAUCACUGACCCAGAGGGCUACAAGGUGACUGUGCUGAUGAAUCCCUGUCCGCCCCCUGCCUUCGUUCAGUCCGAGCUGAAACCGGACGAUCUGGAUCAUCUAAAGCAAUGCAUGUCGAAGCGGUUUGAUGGCUCACAGCAAGCACUGGACUUGAACAGCAUCCGGACAGACCCAGACCUGGUGUCUCAGAACAUUGAAGUGAUUCUCAACAGGAAGAGCUGCAUGCAGGCUGUUGUCAGGAUCAUCGAGGAGAACAUCCCAGGGCUGACAUGCCUAAACUUGAGCAACAACAGGCUGUACAAGCUGGACGAUGUGGCUGAGCUGGUUACCAAGGUGCCCAACUUGAAGACCCUUAACCUGUCCCACAAUGAGCUGAAGACAGAGCGUGAGCUGGACAAGGUGAAAGGGUUCAAGCUGGUGGAGCUGUGGCUGGACCGCAACCCGCUGUGUGACUAUUUCAAGGACCAGGCCACCUACAUCAGCGCUGUCAGAGAACGGUUCCCGCGGUUACUCAAACUGGAUGGUCAUGACCUCCCUCCACCAAUUGGAUUUGAUGUGGAAGCGCCCACAACACUCCCUGCUUGCAAGGGCAGUUACUUUGUGUCAGAUGAGAUCAAAAGUCUCAUUCUGCGGUUCCUACAGCAAUAUUACAGUGUUUAUGACUCUGGGGACCGGCAGCCACUGUUAGAUGCCUACCAUGAUGGAGCCUCAUUCUCCCUCAGCAUACCUUUCUCUGGGCAGAAUCCCUCUAGGUGCAGUCUGGGCGAGUAUCACAAGGACAGCCGGAACGUCAAGAAGCUCAAAGACCCCACCACCCGGUUCCGCUUACUGAAACACACGCGCUUGAACGUGGUGGCCUUCCUCAAUGAGCUGCCUAAGACCCAACAUGACAUUGCUUGCUUCAAUAUCGACGUCAACACCUACACUAACACGUUACUGUCCUUCACAGUUAGUGGAGUGUUCAAAGAAGUUGACGGUAAAUCCCGAGAUUCUGUCAGAGCAUUUUCUCGGGUCUUUGUGGCUGUGCCCGCAGGGAACGCAGGCCUGUGUAUAGUGAACGAUGAGCUGUUUGUGCGGAACGCUACAACAGAGGAGAUCCGACGCGCCUUUGUGGCCCCCGCCCCCACCCCCUCCAGCAGCCCCGUGCCCACGCUCUCCUCGUCCCAGCAGGAGAUGCUCAGCGCCUUCUCCCUCAAGUCUGGCAUGAACCUGGAGUGGUCUCAGAAGUGUCUGCAGGACAACGAGUGGGAUUUCAACAGAGCUGCCCUCAUCUUCACACAGCUGAAGGCUCAAGGGAAAAUCCCAGAUGUUGCCUUCAUAAAGUGAAGACCGUAUAAGAAGAGCUGUAAAUUAGUGACCAGAUCUUUGCUGUGAAUAAAGUAAAAGCAACGUGUUUUAUAUGGAUUUUUUCCCCUUGUUUUUUGUUUGUUUUUCUGUUUUACAAAUUCAGAUCAGAGACAAACUGAAGACUCACUACAAGCGCAGAGCUUUAUUUGUUUUUGGAUGAAAUACUUGCAUAAUUAAUGUUUCUACAAUUA